AUGGAAGAGAAAGAAACGGGGGAAAGCGAGCCUGUGGACCUCCGGUGUGCCGAGCAGGCUGAGCUGCUCUCAUUAAUAAUAAGCGGAGAGGAGGAAGCGACGCGAGGGGAGAGUGACUUGGGAGAAGAAGAUGGUCUUGCCAAUGGCCAUGGUGAGGAGGAAUCAGAGGCAGGCAUGGUCACGCCUGUCAGAUCUCCAGGCACCAGUUACUGGAGCAUCACAGAGGGCCCUGACCACCCGCUCCUCCUCUCCCCAGCCCCGGGGCCAUCGGCACGCAAACCCAGGGUCCAGCGGGCCUCACGUCCGGGCCUCAGUCGGAUUCCAGGCCGGGACCACCGCCGCUACUAUCACGAGUACUGGCGCAGCGAGUACCUGAUGGACUUUGACCCCCAGCGGCACGGGAUGAUCUGCAUGGUGUGCGGCAGCUCGCUGGCCACCCUGAAGCUCAGCACCAUCAAGAGACACAUCAGACAGAAGCACCCAGACUCCCUGCUGUGGAGUGCUGCCGACAAGGAGGUGAUCCGCUCGGGGUGGGAGAGCCACCUGAGCCUGGGGGGAGGUCAGAGGUCAUAUAGCUCUGCUGCUGGACCUUCACCUCAGGGAGAAGAGGAGCUGCUGGACUCAGGCCAACAUGCUGCUGCCGAACCUCCGGACCUUGUUCCACCCCAGGAGCAGCCACAGCAACCCCUCAGCCUGUCUCCUCGCUCUGAGGCAGGUGAAGCCCCCCAGCCCCAAGAUGAGGAUCAGGACAUCCCCGGGCCAUCAGCCCGCACCCUGGAACGCUACCUGAACGACUCGCUGCACGCCUGGUUCCGCCAGGAGUUCCUGAUGGAGUACGAGGCGGAGGCCGGCCGGCUGCUGUGCAUGGUGUGUGGAGGAGAGCUGCCCUCACUUCAUCUGGACCACAUCAAGAGUCACGUGCUGGACACUCACCCAAACUCCUUAGUGUACAGCUCUGAGGAGAAGCACUGCAUCCUGCAGGCCUGGGCUCAGACUCACGAGGAGUCAGAUCACUCAAUCAAAUCAGAGCCCAACACCAAAGACGGCGAGGUGGACCUCUUUGCUCAGGACGUGGAGGCCAUCCAGAUCCACACUGACUUGUACCCAGACGGUGAUGGCACAUUAACUCAGGAUACUUGUCUUAUCGGUGAGGACGGAGGCGUCGGAGCUCCGCAGCAGGGACCCCAGCCCCUCCGCCAGCCCAGGAAGAGACGGCUCCGCGGGGGCAACCCGUGGCGGCUACGCCUCGACUACCUGGUGGCGUACGGGCCUCAGGGCCGCGGCACCUUCUGCAUGGUGUGUUCUCAGGUGCUGCACGAAACCAAGGUCAGCAGCUUCCGCCACCACAUCCAGGAAUGUCACCCCGAGACCACAACCCUGAGCAGACAAGAAAGGGAAGCCAUGGCUGCAGCCUGGACCAAAGAUUACUCCAGUGAAGGCUCGCAAAUACAAGAUGAAAUCAGCCCCAGUGAAGCUGAUGUCCUGAACACCACAGGAGAGCUAAACGAGGACAGCUCCCCUGAUGUCAGAACACCCAGUAAAGUGGUGAAGAAGGAGGAGGGCGUGAGCGGAGGGAAGGGCAAAGCGAGGGACAGCACAGCCACCCCCUCACGUCACGGCCAUUACCCCGGGAAGGACCAGCGCAGGAACUACCAGGUGCGCUGGAGGAUGGACUUCCUGAUGGAUUACGACUGCCGGAGACACGGCCUCAUCUGCAUGGUGUGCGGAGCCACUCUGGCCACGCUGAAGGUGAGCACCAUCAAGAGGCACAUCCAGCAGGUGCACCCCCACUCGCUGGACUACAGCCCAGAGGAGAAGCAGCAGGCCAUGCUGAGCUACAACCAGACCGCCCUGCACUUCAUCCACUCUGACGACUGCUUCUCCACCCAGGACCACGGACACACCGAGCUGGCUCCCUCUCCAGCACACUUUGGCACUUAG
Molecule: messenger RNA, 1941 nt
Organism: Scomber scombrus (Atlantic mackerel)
Lineage: Eukaryota; Metazoa; Chordata; Actinopteri; Scombriformes; Scombridae
Gene: zfta
Product: zinc finger translocation associated
Exons: 5
Coding region: 1-1941 (646 amino acids)
Biological process (GO): negative regulation of DNA-templated transcription
Source: RefSeq, a predicted model, not a curated record